AGGGGGGCACGGCGCGGGCGGGCACGGCGCGGCACGGCAUGGGGUGGCACACCAGCAGGGCCCCCGGCCCCACGGCGCACAGGCGCUCCCCGGGGGUGCCCCGCGGCUGAGAGCCACCCCAGCCCCGGAUUGCAGAUCUGGCCGGGAGAACAUGGCCGCUCCAGCGAGGAUGUUCCCAGUUGCCCUGUGGACACCGACUCCGACUCCCUGGCCGGGAGGGAACAGCACGGCCGCGGAGGAGGCGAAGUGCGUCUUCAACGAGGAGUUCAAGUUCAUCCUGCUGCCCAUCUCCUACGGCAUCGUGCUGGUGGUGGGGCUGCCCCUCAACACCUGGGCCAUCUGGAUUUUCGUCUCCAGGAUGAGGCCCUGGAACGCCACCACCACCUACAUGUUCAACCUGGCCGUCUCCGACACGCUCUACGUCCUCUCCCUCCCCACCCUGGUCUACUACUACGCCGACCGCAACAACUGGCCCUUCGGGAAGGCGCUCUGCAAGAUCGUGCGCUUCCUCUUCUACGCCAACCUCUACAGCAGCAUCCUCUUCCUCACGUGCAUCAGCGUGCACCGCUACUUGGGUAUCUGCCACCCCAUCCGCUCCCUCAAGUGGGUGAAGACCAAGCACGCGCGCCUCAUCUGCGUGGGCGCCUGGCUCGUCGUCACCAUCUGCCUCAUCCCCAACCUCAUCUUCGUCACCACCAGCUCCAAGGACAACAGCACGCUGUGCCACGACACCACCAAGCCCGAGGAGUUCGACCACUACGUGCACUACAGCUCCUCCGUCAUGGCCCUCCUCUUCGGCGUCCCCUUCCUGGUGAUCGUCGUGUGCUACUGCCUGAUGGCCAAGCGCCUCUGCAAGCCCAGCUUCUCCAGCCCCGGCCCCCGCGUGCCCUCCUUCAAGCAGCGCUCCAUCAAGAUGAUCAUCAUCGUCCUCACCGUCUUCGCCGUCUGCUUCGUGCCCUUCCACAUCACCCGCACCCUCUACUACACCUCCCGCUACUUCCAGGCCGACUGCCAGACCCUCAACAUCAUCAACUUCACCUACAAGAUCACGCGGCCCCUGGCCAGCAUCAACAGCUGCCUGGACCCCAUCCUGUACUUCAUGGCGGGGGACAAGUACCGGGGCCGGCUGCGGCGGGGGGCGGCCCAGCGCCCCCGGCCCGCGCCCACCUCCCUCCUGGCCCUGGUGUCCCCGUCGGUGGAGAGCAGCGUGGUGGGCAGCUGCUGCACCAGUGACCCUCGAGGGAUGGGGACGGCGCGAAGCGGAGGUGGGCGCUGAGGGGCGAGGCAGGGGAACGCUGCGGGGGACCCCUGGUCCCCCAAACCUGCCCAGAGCACUGACCCCAGGUCCAAGGGUGGGCGGCUGUGGGGCACAUCCCAUCCCACGGCGUUCCUGGGGACACACGAGGGCAGGCAGGUCACCGAGAAGAUGGCACACCUGUCCCUCCCCGGGCACACGUGGCCUCCCGGUCUGCUUGACAGCAGUGUGCAGGGGCCAGGCUGACUCUGGGGACAGAGAAGGAGCACCCCUGCCUCAUGGGGUGGUGACACACGGACAGCCAGAGCAGUGGCCACGGACCUGUCUGGGGUCUUCCUUGAGCCUUUGCCACUUGAUCCAAUGCUGCCCGUGGAUGGGGCCGGGGGUCGAGCUUCCCACUACUGCUGUCCUGCACGGUCCCUGUGGU
Molecule: messenger RNA, 1682 nt
Organism: Oxyura jamaicensis (ruddy duck)
Lineage: Eukaryota; Metazoa; Chordata; Aves; Anseriformes; Anatidae
Gene: P2RY4
Product: pyrimidinergic receptor P2Y4
Exons: 3
Coding region: 152-1276 (374 amino acids)
Biological process (GO): G protein-coupled receptor signaling pathway; transepithelial chloride transport
Cellular component (GO): plasma membrane
Molecular function (GO): G protein-coupled purinergic nucleotide receptor activity; G protein-coupled UTP receptor activity
Source: RefSeq, a predicted model, not a curated record